CUUUCUUUCUCUUCCUUGUUGACUUCCUCUCUUCUCUACCGAGCCCAGAAUUUUCUUCUUCUUCUUCUUGCUCUGUUUUUCUGCUCUAUGUGUGUUGUUUUGAGAAACCAACUUGUGAUUGCACUGCAAAAUUAAGGAAGUGAUUUGAUUUAAGCAAAGUUCCGAGUUCUAGGCCUGCCUGAAAUCCCAUUCAUGAGUACCGUAGGGAAAGAAAAAAACGUGUGGGGGCUUCCUGGAAGGACAAACGCAUAUCAUGCCUCUAGCGAUGCUAGGCUGUUUUCUUCUUCGUUGCCCGUCUUUUUUCAUGAGAAGCUUAAUUUUAAUGAAUCCAACCAAAGUGGUUUGUCGCUGGAGGACGGAUUUCCUAGCCUUAACAAACUAAAACUACAAGAUGAAGUUCUUGAUCCACUCCCUGUUGACAAAGAUGAACUUUCUGACGAUUUCGAUCUCUCUUGGUUGCCAACUCAACUUGAGGACUUGGAUGAUGAUAUUUUUGCAAGUGGAGGCGGAAUGGAAAUCGAACCUGGAAAUCUACUCACCGGGACAUCAAGGAUGAGUCCUGACUCUAUUGGUCCCAGCAGCAUUGCACAAUAUGUCUUUGCAAAUGGCGUUGUAUCGGUUAGUAGUGAACAUCAAUACGGAGAGCACCCUUCAAGGACAUUGUUCGUUCGCAAUAUCAACAGUAGUGUGGAAGAUUCUGAACUGAAGUCUCUCUUUGAGCAAUAUGGAGAUAUCAGAACUCUUUAUACAGCUUGCAAGCAUAGGGGAUUUGUGAUGAUAUCUUACUAUGACAUCAGAGCUGCUCGAAGUGCAAUGCGUGGCUUGCAAAAUACGCCCCUGAGGCGAAGGAAACUCGACAUCCAUUUCUCAAUUCCAAAGGACAAUCCAUCUGAAAAAGAUCUCAACCAGGGAACUUUGGUGGUGUUCAAUGUGGAUGAUUCUGUAUCUAAUGACGACCUUCGCCAAAUUUUUGGUGCUUACGGGAGCGUGAAGGAGAUAAGGGAAACACCACAUAAACGACACCACAAGUUCGUCGAGUUUUAUGACGUUAGAGGUGCAGAUGCAGCUCUUCAGGCUUUGAACAGAUGCGACAUAGCUGGAAAGCGCAUAAAGCUUGAACCUAGCCGGCCUGGUGGUGCUCGUCGCAGCUCACUGCUGCAACCGAGCCAAGAUCAGGAACUAGACGAAGCUCGAGGUCUCUGCCGUCCAACCGGUGCACCCAUAAGCAACUCUCCUCCAGGUAUUUGGAAGUAUUUUGGCAGCCCGGUCGAGCAAAAGUCCUUGCACGGUUACAGUCAGUCUCCUCUAUUUGGAGGAAGGGUCAGCCCUGUAAAGAUUUCACCCAUCGGUUCACGAAUAAGCCAUUCGAAUCGGGUAUUUACCAACGGGGAGCAUGGAGCACCCUAUCAGCAACACUUUUCUGCUCCGGACUCGAUGAUAAGUUUAAGUCCUGGAACCGCUUCAUCGUUUAGUGAUUCCAAGCCGUCCAGUGUAGGAACGCUUUCUGGUCCUCAGUUUCUUUGGGGAAGUCCCGCUGUCAACUCCGACCUCAUUACCUCACAGAAAGGGCUCCCAUUUCCGUCUAGAGCACAUGGAAUCGGCUUCCCAUUUCAUGUUGGAUCGGCUCCAUCGUGUAUUCAGAUGGAAAGACAUAUUGGUUUUUUCGUUGAAAGUGGUUCUUCUAGCUCCCGAAUGAUGCCAAUGUCCACAAAUGGUCCUAUGUAUUUUGGAGGCAAUGAUGGAGCAAUGGAUCGUGGUCGAAGAAGGGCUGACAGUGGAAGCCAAAUGGACAGUAAAAGCCAAUACCAACUCGAUUUGGAAAAGAUCAGAAAUGGUGAAGAUACUAGGACCACUUUGAUGAUUAAAAACAUCCCGAACAAGUACACUUCGAAGAUGCUUCUCCUAACUAUCGAUGAAACGCAUAAGGGUGCAUACGAUUUCCUCUAUUUGCCAAUAGACUUCAAGAAUAAGUGCAAUGUUGGAUAUGCCUUCAUUAAUAUGGUCUCUCCUCUUCACAUCAUCUCACUUUUUGAGGCAUUUGAUGGCAAGAAAUGGGAAAAGUUCAAUAGCGAAAAAGUUGCGGCCUUGGCAUAUGCAAGAAUCCAGGGAAACGUCGCUCUCGUUUCACAUUUUCAGAACUCAAGUUUGAUGAAUGAAGAUAAGCGGUUUCGACCAAUUCUUUUCCAAUCCGAGGGCCAAGAAUCUGAUCAUUUGGUAAACUUCUCAUCCAGCAAUCUGAACAUUUUUGUCCGCCAGCCAGACGGAUCUUACACAGGAGAUGCUCUCGACAGCCCAAAGGGCGAUCAAGAUCAGAAGCCGUAUGGUUUUUGGAGUAACUGAAUCUAACAAGACUUUCGUGCUAGAGUACGUGCUUGACUCUUGUACAGUUUUUGCAUUCAUUGAAGUCUUCUGCAGUCUUCACUUUCGUAUCCACUUUUUUGCGAUGGAUGCUCGAUUCUCAAAGUGAAAGCUGAAACGACAUAAGCUAAUGGUUUAACAAUCGGAGACGAAGAAAUUGGUGUAGCUGUGUCCAUUGCUGUUUCCUUUGCUCAGUUCUUCCAGUCUCUGCUCUUUUUAACAACUAGUAUUUGUUUUAUUGUUCAUUCAUUUAUGUGCAUAGAAGUUUAUAGAAUUGACUGAGAUUCAAUGAAAUUAUUCUUUUGAUUC
This is a messenger RNA of Salvia hispanica, 2667 nucleotides long. RefSeq names its product protein MEI2-like 2. Gene Ontology annotation, molecular function: RNA binding. Lineage: Eukaryota; Viridiplantae; Streptophyta; Magnoliopsida; Lamiales; Lamiaceae. The record is from RefSeq and is a predicted model, not a curated record.